Trichomonas vaginalis G3 is the source of this 213-nucleotide messenger RNA. RefSeq lists its product as uncharacterized. The record is from RefSeq and is a predicted model, not a curated record. The transcript has a single exon. The coding region runs from base 1 to 213 and encodes 70 amino acids. NCBI's taxonomy places the organism in Eukaryota, Parabasalia, Trichomonadida, Trichomonadidae.
AUGUCCAAUCGACAAAGAACAACAUCCAGUACUCGAAGUUCGCAAGCAUCAGGAACUCGAAACUCGCAAACACCAAGAAGUUCUCAAGCAUUGUACAAAACCCUGCUCCAACACAAACUUCUACAGCAACUGUGCCCGUUCAAGAUCAGAAAGGGAACCUGCUGCAACAGAGCAAAUUCCUCCUCCAGCACAGGAAAACGUGACAGCGGUUAA